Molecule: messenger RNA, 2045 nt
Organism: Helianthus annuus (common sunflower)
Lineage: Eukaryota; Viridiplantae; Streptophyta; Magnoliopsida; Asterales; Asteraceae
Product: DEAD-box ATP-dependent RNA helicase 47, mitochondrial
Exons: 2
Coding region: 218-1897 (559 amino acids)
Molecular function (GO): RNA binding; RNA helicase activity; ATP binding
Source: RefSeq, a predicted model, not a curated record
AUAAGGCAGCCGUCCUCUUAUCCGUUCGCUGCUCCAUCUUCUAUCUAAACCUGAAAAACAAACAGCCGACUGAGAGAUCUUCUUUCUUUCAUUCUACGAUUCAGCAGGGAGGGAAGGUAAGGUUCAAUCAGCCAGCAAGCAAGCAGGUUUCGCUAAUGGCUACUAUGGAUAGACAUUAAAGUAUUAAAUUCACUAAUUCAGAGAAUCACAGCGAAAGAUGGCAGCUUUAGUAGCAACGCGUUUUCUUUUUCUCGUUGGAGAUACACUCUCCAUAAAAAAACUCCCAAAGAUUUCAAAAGCCGCUUCAUUUCACAAAAGCGCUUACAUAUUGAACCGAUUCGGUACUACACACGGCCCAUUAACUCUAGAAAGCCUUGGUUUCAAGAAUCGGGAUGAGCCAACCGCAAAGCUCGAGACAAAUAAGGUUAGACCAACGGUUUCCACUCUUCAAGUCAUCCAAGGUCAAGUCGAAGAAGAAGUCAAAAUCAAGAGAGUCAAAGUCAAACCAAAAGCUGUUGCGGUUGAAAAUCCAAUCGAAAUUGAAUCAGCCCCGUUUUCUGCAAAAUCAUUUUCCGAACUCGGCCUUCCGCCGUUGUUGAUUGAGGCGCUAGAGAGAGAAGGUUUUAACGUUCCGACCGACGUCCAGUCAGCAGCCAUCCCGACAGUCCGUAACAAUCAUGAUGUCGUGAUUCAAUCAUACACGGGGUCCGGAAAAACAUUGGCGUAUGUUCUUCCGAUACUGUCAGAAGUAGGCCCACUCAAGGGUUCAGGUUCACCCGUUGACAACAAAGAAUCCGGAAAGAAAACCGAUAUAGAAGCGGUGAUUAUCGUACCUUCACGAGAGCUCGGUAUGCAGAUUGUGCGAGAGAUCGAGAAGUUACUAGGGCCCGAAAAUAAGAAAUUCGUUCAACAACUUGUCGGGGGUGCAAACAGGUCACGGCAAGAAGAAGCGCUAAGAAAAAAUAAGCCCGUUAUCGUUGUGGGAACACCCGGGAGAAUCGCGGAAAUUAGUGCUGCGGGGAAGCUUCACACGCACGGCUGUCGGCACCUCGUCUUGGAUGAAAUUGAUCAGCUUUUAUCGUUUAAUUUCCGAGAAGAUAUGCAUCGAAUAGUCGAACACGUGGGGAAGAAACCCAGUUCUGGCCUGGCCCAGAACUCGGAAACCGUAGUCAAGAAACGGGUCGAGAGACAAACGAUCAUGGUGUCUGCAACAGUUCCGUUUGCGGUAGUACGAGCAGCCAGGAGUUGGGGUUGUGAACCCAUGCUCGUGCAAGCCAAAAAGGUGAGCCCGCUUGAAUCGGUCUCUCGCCCACCUGGGCCCGUUAACUUGUCACCCGGGCCAAACCCGGGGUCCGAUUUGCAGCAGAGUGACGGGGUUUCCGAGAGUCUACCACCGUCGUUAAAACAUUACUAUUGUCUGUCAAGAAUGCAACAUAAAGUCGACACUGUGAGAAGAUGUGUGCAUGCUCUCAAUGCAAAAACAGUUAUUGUUUUCAUGAACCACACGCGGCAACUAAAAGAUGCGGUUUACAAGCUACAAGCUCGCGGGCUGGUUGCGGAAGAACUACACGGUGAUCUUGGCAAGCUUGCGAGAUCGACAAUCUUGAAGAAGUUCAAGAAAGGUGAAAUAAGGGUACUGGUGACAAACGAGUUAUCGGCUAGAGGUUUAGAUGUAUCCAACUGUGAUCUUGUGGUUAAUGUGGACUUGCCUACUGACUCGGUUCACUAUGCGCAUCGAGCUGGAAGAACGGGCCGGCUUGGCCGAAAGGGUUCGGUGGUUACCAUUUGUGAGGAGUCGGAAGUUUUCGUCGUUAAGAAGCUUCAAAGGCGACUUGGGGUUCAGUUUCAGUCUUGUGAGUUUGUGGAGGGUAAACUUGUUAUCCAGGAAGAAAAGUAGAGGUUCUUAUGUUUAAUAAUCAUAAUAUAGUUUUUGUUUAUCUAUUACAAAAUGUUGGUAAUAUAUUUGUCGGAAUUUUGUAGCAAAUUGUGCGUCAAAAUAUUUUUGUUGGCAUUUUGUAGCAAAGUUUGUCGUAUUUUUGUUGCUA